CAUAUGAAAGAAGUAUUAUUAGAUAUGCAUGAAAAUAAUUAUACAAUUGAGAAAUGUUCAUCUUCGAAACCAACAAAAAGAAAAUUUCAAAAAGUGCAAAAGAUUAGGUGAUAACUUAAACUGCAACAUUCCAUUUGGUCUUUAUAAAAUCACCCCUUUUGACACAAUUUCAUCAUCACAUAUAUCCAACACCAUAUAUUCUAAUUGAUGCAUAACUAACUGUAAGCUAUCAUUUCUAGAAUUCUAUAAAACUGUUAUAUAGGAAUUUAAGGCACUUUGUUGACUACUUAAAUUCAUCAUUUUAGGCCUUAUAAUCAUCAUUAUCAUCUUAUUUCUUCAAGUAACAACUGUUCAAAACAAAACAAAACAAAACAGAAACUUAUAGCUCAGUGAGCAACAUGAUCAACUCUUGUUUGCUGCUAUGGUUGUUGGCAACAAGCACCAUGUUUGCAUCAGCCGUUUCUCGAUCUUCGAGUCGCGGCCUAAGCCCGAAAAUAAUGGCAGAACAGAGGGCAGACCAUGUAGUGAGACUUCCAGGGCAGCCAAAGGUGAGUUUUAAGCAGUAUGCAGGCUAUGUGACAGUCAAUGCAAGCAGUGGGAAGGCACUCUUUUAUUGGUUUUUUGAAGCUGCUGAGAAGCCUGAGAAAAAACCUGUGCUCCUUUGGCUUAAUGGAGGUCCCGGAUGCUCUUCUAUUGGGUAUGGAGAAGCGGAAGAGUUAGGCCCUUUCUUUCCUCAAAAGGGUACUAAACCAAAAUUAAAGCUUAAUAAAUACUCUUGGAAUAGAGCUGCCAAUCUUCUAUUUUUGGAAUCUCCUGUUGGUGUUGGAUUUUCUUACACUAAUACUAGUAGUGAUAUUAAUGAACUCGGUGACACCAUAGUAGCAAAGGAUGCAUAUAAUUUUCUUCUCAAUUGGUUCAGAAGAUUUCCGCAAUUUAAGUCCCAUAACUUCUUUCUUUCUGGAGAGAGUUAUGCAGGUCAUUAUGUUCCACAACUUGCUAAGGUCAUAUUGGACAACAACAAGAUGGUUUCGAAGGAAGAUCGGAUCAACUUGAAAGGUUUCAUGAUCGGAAAUGCACUACUAGAUGACAACACAGAUCAAAGAGGGAUGGUUCAAUAUGCAUGGGACCAUGCUGUAAUAUCAGAUCGAGUUUACAGUGAUCUCAAGAAAAAUUGUGAUUUUAGUAAGAAAAACUUGACAACAAAGUGCAACAAGGCCCUAACUCAGUACUUUGCUGAGUACAGACUCAUAGAUAUAUACAGCUUGUACUCUCCAAUAUGUGUCGAGAAUCAGACUGAGAGUCGCAGGAAUACUCAGCCUCCUGUCAUUGAUGGCAUUUCUCCUCGGUUGUUUUCCAGAUUUGAAGGGUGGCUCAAAAGACCGGCUGCAGGUGCAGGGUAUGAUCCGUGUGCAUCAGACUACACCGAUGCUUAUAUGAAUAGACAAGAUGUCCAAUCUGCCUUACAUGCCAAUGUUACCAAACUUUCAUAUCCAUGGACUCACUGCAAUAACAACAUCACUUCUUGGAGUGAUUCACCAUCAUCAAUACUUCCUACUAUAAAAGAGCUCAUAGCUGAGGGCCUACGCAUAUGGAUAUACAGCGGAGAUACUGAUGGUAGAAUUCCAGUAACAUCAACAAGGUACACUCUUAGAAAGCUCGGGCUUAAAACUCUUCAAGAAUGGACAGCAUGGUAUACCAGUUCCCAGGUUGGAGGAUGGACUAUCGAGUACAAAGGAUUAAUAUUUGUCACAGUAAGAGGUGCAGGACAUCAAAUUCCGACUACUAAACCAAGACAAGCUUUACAGUUAGUUAAGCACUUUUUAGACGACAAGAAGCUGCCAAAUGCUCCACCUUCGUGAUGCUGCUAAAUAUUGUUUAUUGCCAACAUUUUUGUCAUAGGCUUUAUUGAUGGUGUAUUUUGU
This is a messenger RNA of Beta vulgaris subsp. vulgaris (sugar beet), 1922 nucleotides long. Its product is annotated as serine carboxypeptidase-like 34. Gene Ontology annotation, biological process: proteolysis. The record is from RefSeq and is a predicted model, not a curated record. Bases 399 to 1859 code for a protein of 486 amino acids. Gene Ontology annotation, cellular component: vacuole. Gene Ontology annotation, molecular function: serine-type carboxypeptidase activity. Lineage: Eukaryota; Viridiplantae; Streptophyta; Magnoliopsida; Caryophyllales; Amaranthaceae. The transcript is spliced from 10 exons.